CAGCACUUGGCCUCAUUGGGCUGGACCCAUGAAAAAGAGCGCACUGUUUUUUCUCACUGUCAUAGACACAAGUAAGAACGACGUCGUUGACAUAUACUAUAUCUUGCUUCUUGGCUGGAGGAGCAGAAGCUGGUUUUUUACUCUUCGCAUCGAAUUGAGGGGAUAGGGAUUUGAUCGAAGAGGAGAGUGAUGGAUUUCUCUUCGGUGAGAGCUGCGUUGGAUUCGAAGUCGUACGACAAGGUUGCAGAUGUGUGCGACAACUUGAUGCUUCAGGUUGCAGCUGACGGCAUUGCUUAUCAGGACGAUUGGCCCUACGCAGUUCACCUCCUCUCUCACAUUUAUGUUCACGACAUCAAUAGUGCGCGCUUUCUUUGGAAGUCAAUACCUUCCUCAAUCAAAGAGAGCCAGCCUGAAGUCACCGCGGUUUGGAAAAUUGGUCAGAAGCUCUGGUUACGUGACUAUGCUGGAGUGCAUGAGGCAAUCCGUGCCUUUGAUUGGACUCAGGAACUCCAAGCCCUAGUUGCUUCAUUUGCAGAACUUUACACAAAGGAGAUGUUUCAGCUGCUUCUCUCUGCAUAUUCUACGAUAAGCAUUAAAGACACUGCUUUAUUUCUGGGAAUGAAUGAGGAUGAUGCUACAAAUUAUUUACUGCAGCAAGGCUGGACUGUGGACCCUGCCUCUCGGAUGCUUAUUGUGAAGAAGCAACCUGUUGUGACAGAGCAGAAACUUGAUCCUAGUAAAUUGCAGCGAUUGACAGAAUAUGUCUUCCAUCUUGAGCAUUGAACCUCUUAAUUAUGAAGGAAUUAGAAGUUUUAUUUUCUAAAAUCUUCUCAAAUUGAUCAAUCAUAUGUUCUAUGUUCUUGAAGAUGCGUGAAAGUACAUAUAUCCUGUUGAUAAUUUUGUUGCUGACCUGUAUGUUUUUGAACUUUAGCACUGAUUGGUGAAAUUUGCAUCUCACUUGGUAGUUAUUCAACGUACCUCUCUCUGUGUCUCUUAUAUGACAUCGAAACAGUUACAAAUUUGCGUAUUACACUUCUUUUGGGGAGAAACCACAAGAUA
This is a messenger RNA of Glycine soja, 1059 nucleotides long. RefSeq names its product COP9 signalosome complex subunit 8-like. The record is from RefSeq and is a predicted model, not a curated record. The transcript has 6 exons. The coding region runs from base 190 to 783 and encodes 197 amino acids. Gene Ontology annotation, cellular component: COP9 signalosome. Gene Ontology annotation, biological process: COP9 signalosome assembly; protein deneddylation. NCBI's taxonomy places the organism in Eukaryota, Viridiplantae, Streptophyta, Magnoliopsida, Fabales, Fabaceae.